Molecule: messenger RNA, 1080 nt
Organism: Cladophialophora psammophila CBS 110553
Lineage: Eukaryota; Fungi; Ascomycota; Eurotiomycetes; Chaetothyriales; Herpotrichiellaceae
Product: oxidoreductase
Exons: 7
Coding region: 1-1080 (359 amino acids)
Molecular function (GO): nitronate monooxygenase activity
Source: RefSeq, a predicted model, not a curated record
AUGUCGUCUCCUCAGCAACUCCGAACCACGACCACCGAUCUCCUGAAGAUCAAGCACCCGGUCCUGUUGGCGGGCAUGAACGUGGCCGCCGGCCCCAAAUUGGCCGCCGCAGUUACCAAUGCUGGAGGUCUUGGUGUCAUUGGUGGUGUUGGAUAUACCCCAGAUAUGCUCCGGGAACAGGUCGCCGAGCUCAAAAGCCAUCUCAAUGACAAGAAUGCUCCCUUUGGUGUCGAUCUUCUCCUGCCUCAAGUCGGCGGAAAUGCAAGAAAGACAAACUACGACUAUACCAAGGGCAAACUCAAUGAGCUGAUUGAUAUCAUCAUUGACUCGGGCGCGAAGCUUUUCGUCUCUGCCGUCGGUGUUCCGCCGAAGGAAGUUGUGGACAAGCUCCACAGAAAUGGCAUUCUCUACAUGAACAUGAUCGGCCACGUCAAGCACGUGAAGAAAUGCCUUGACCUGGGCGUCGACCUGAUAUGCGCUCAGGGUGGUGAAGGCGGUGGUCACACCGGUGAUACACCCACCUCGGUGCUCAUCCCUGCUGUCGCCAAACUAUGCGCCGAAGCCCCGCCCUCCAAAUUCACCGGCCAACCCGUCCAAUGUAUUGCGGCGGGAGGUAUUUUCUGUGGCGCGUCCCUGGCAUCGGCCCUGAUGCUCGGUGCCUCAGCGGUUUGGGUCGGAACACGCUUCGUGCUUUCCGAGGAAGCUGGUGCACCCAAAGCACACCAGGAGGCCGUCCGAACCGCCGGCUUCGAUGAUAAUAUUCGAACUAUCAUUUUCACCGGACGGCCUCUACGGGUCAGAAACAAUGAAUACAUUAAGAACUGGGAAGAGAAUCGGCAAGCUGAGAUCAAGGCGUUGACGGAGAAAGGCGUCAUUCCGGUCGAACACGACUUCGAGACCAAGGGUGACGACCUGUCCGAUGAGGACAUGGAGAACGCUCGCCCCUUCCUGAUGGGCAAGGCCGCCGCGGUGGUCAAUGAGAAGAAAUCCGCCCGUGAAAUCGUCGACGAGUUUGUCAAUGACGCCGUCAAAUGCUUGCAGACGGGUAAUGCCUUGAUUGUCUCGAAGAGCAAACUAUGA